This is a messenger RNA of Cynara cardunculus var. scolymus (artichoke), 3976 nucleotides long. Its product is annotated as squamosa promoter-binding-like protein 14. The transcript is spliced from 11 exons. NCBI's taxonomy places the organism in Eukaryota, Viridiplantae, Streptophyta, Magnoliopsida, Asterales, Asteraceae. The coding region runs from base 308 to 3535 and encodes 1075 amino acids. Gene Ontology annotation, molecular function: protein binding; DNA binding. Gene Ontology annotation, cellular component: nucleus. The record is from RefSeq and is a predicted model, not a curated record.
GUAUGAAAGAAGAAAAAAGAAGACACAAGUAGAUAGAGAGAUAAACUAAAAAACAAACCCCAUUCGACUCGUACGACGACACCUUCCAAUUGACUCCACCACCCUUUUCCCAUCUUCUUUUAUCAUCAGAUCUAUUUGCUCUCUCUUCCAGAUCUGGGUUUUCUUUCUACGCCUUCAUCAUCAGCUUAUGUUAGAUCCGAUCACCACCUGUUUGUAGAAAGUCUUGACUGAAAUUUUUGAUCUGGGUUGCUAUGAACUCGUAGAGGAAUUUGGAUACUUCUAAUUGGGGCUUUGGAAGCCGGAAAAAAUGGAAGAAGUGGGCACUCAAUUAGCUCCUCCCUUGUAUAUGUACAACACAAUCGGCGCCGGUAGGUUUUCCAAUGGCCAUCCGAUGGCCAAGAAACGUAGCUUGCCGUUUCAAGGCACAAACUUUAUUCAACACCAACAACAACAACAGUAUCUCCAGAGGUUAAUUCCAAGUUUAGAUGAUUCUAGAAACAGUUGGAACCCGAAGAAUUGGGAAUGGGACAGCUCAAGGCUUGUGGCGAAACCUGUGGAUAUGAUGGAGAUUUCGAGAGAACAUGAACAACAACAACAACAUCAUCUGCCUGCUAUUGUUUCUACCAAUUCUGAUGUUUCAAAGAAGAACCCAGUUGGUCAAAGGGAAGAAGAUGAACGUUUAUUGUUGAAGCUUGGUGGUGGUUUGGUUCCCGGUGAGGAGCCGAUAACGAGGCCCAGCAAAAGGGUCCGAUCUGGAUCGCCAGGCAGUGGUGGAGGCGGUGGUGGUGGUGGAAAUUAUCCAAUGUGUCAGGUUGAUAAUUGUAAGGAAGAUCUAUCGGCCGCUAAAGACUAUCACCGACGGCACAAGGUGUGUGAGGUUCAUAGUAAAUCUGGAAAGGCCUUGGUUGGGAAACAGAUGCAAAGAUUUUGUCAGCAGUGCAGCAGGUUUCAUCCUCUUUCGGAGUUCGAUGAAGGGAAGCGUAGCUGUAGGCGUAGGCUUGCUGGUCACAACAGAAGAAGAAGAAAAACUCAGCCGGAGGAUGUUGCUUCACACUUGCUACUCGCUGGAAAUGGUGAUAAAAAUGGCAACGGAGAUAUGGAUAUUGUUAAUUUGCUAACUGUUUUAGCUCGUGCUCAAGGGAAUGCCGAGGAUAUGACGAGGAGUUCUUCACCAUUACCUAAUAAAGACCAGCUGAUACAGAUUCUUAACAAAAUAAACUCUUUGCCUAUGCCGGUAGACCUUGUGUCAAAAUUACCCGUUUCUGCAAGCUUGAAAACCAUCGAUCAAGAGAAACCGUCUUCAGAGAUUCAAAAUAAAGUCAACAGAAAAACCAGUUCAUCAACCAUGGACUUGCUUGGUGGUCUUUCUGGCACUUCAGAUGCACCUGCUCCUAACCCCCCUGAAAAUUCGUCACAAAAAAGAAACCUUGCGAUCGAGUCUGAUAAAACUAACUCUAGUUGUCGUGACCAGACCAUGGUUCUCAAUCCUCCCAACCAACCGGCGGCAGAGAUGCAUUCCGGUGGAGAAAGAAGUAGCACCAGUUUCCAGUCUCGUGGUGAAGAUUCAGAUUGCCAAGUUCUUGAUACUCCUCUUAAUCUACAAUUACAACUAUUUAGUUCUUCACCGGAAGACGAUAGCCCACCAAAAUUAGCAUCAAGCAGGAAGUAUUUCUCGUCUGAUAGCAGUAAUCCGAUGGAAGAUCGAUCUCCAUCCUCUUCUCCACCCGUUGUCCAAAGGCUUUUCCCAACGAAAUCUUCAAGAGGACGAAUGAAGCCCGAAAGUAUGUCGACCAGUGGAGAGGUUACUGCAAAUGUUAAAGCUAGCAGUGUCCAUGGUGGCACCAUGUCUCUUGAGCUUUUUGGAGGGCCGAAUGCGGGAACUGAUAAUAUUUCCAUUCAAAGUUCUCCUUACCGAGCUGGGUACACGUCUUCAUCUGGCUCGGAUCAGUCACCUUCGAGCUUAAAUUCUGAUCCUCAGGAUCGGACCGGGAGAAUACUAUUUAAACUGUUCGACAAAGAUCCAAGUCAUUUGCCUGGUUCAUUGCGCACACAGGUGUAUAAUUGGCUUUCUCAAAGUCCGUCGGACAUGGAAGGAUACAUAAGGCCUGGUUGUGUAGUUCUUUCGAUUUAUUUAUCUAUGCCGUUGUCUUCUUGGGAUCAGCUUGAAGGAAACUUUCUUCAGUAUAUCAAUUCUCUAUUGCAAGAUUCCGGCACUGAUUUUUGGGGAACUGGAAGGUUUUUAGCACAUACUGAGAAGCAAAUAGCGUCACAUAAGGAUGGGAAGGUCUAUCUGUUUAAAUCUUUGAAAGCAUGGAGUUCCCCACAGUUGAUAUCCGUCUCCCCGUUGGCUGUUGUGGCUGGAAAAGAAACUUCACUUCUCCUAAAAGGCAGAAAUCUAAGGACACCUGGCACCAAGAUCUACUGCACACAUGCCGAUGGAUGUUCGUUGGUGGAAGCAAAAGAAUCUUCUCAAGAAUCUACAUACGAAGAAAUAAGCACGUGUAGCUUCACAGUUUGUGCACCAAGUGUACUGGGUCGAUGUUUCAUUGAGAUAGAGAACGGUUUCAGAGGUACCAGCUUUCCCGUAAUUAUAGCUGAUGCUACUCUUUGCAAAGAAUUGAGGCUUCUAGAGGCUGAAUUUGGCGAAGUUUUGAACGGUCAGUCGAGUUCAAUGAAGGAAGUCUUGCAUUUCUUGAACGAGCUCGGAUGGCUAUUCCAGAGAAAGGGAGCGGAUUCUCAUUAUAGCCUUACUCGAUUCAAGUUCCUGCUUGUAUUCUCUGUGGAAAGGGAUUUCUGUGCUUUGGUGAGAACGCUUCUCGGUAUUCUACUUAAAAACGGCUCGGGCAUUACAGAUGAGGAGUCGUAUCUUGAGAUGCUCUCUGGGAUCAACCUUUUAAACCGGGCUGUUAAAAGAAGGUGCAAGAAUAUGGUUGAUUUGCUUAUACGUUAUUCAGUGCUUGAUGAUAAAACCGCUUCCAGAAAGUACAUUUUCCCGCCAAAUGCCGAUGGGCCUGGCGGCAUCACACCGUUGCAUUUGGCUGCUUGCACAUCGAAUUCCGAUGAUAUGGUUGAUGCUUUGACGAAUGACCCACAGGAGAUCGGGAUGCUAUGUUGGAACUCUUCCAUAGACGCAAACGGGUUGUCUCCAUUCGCAUAUGCGUCUAUGAGGAAUAACAACUCGUACAACACGCUAGUGGCACGGAAGCUUGCAGAUAGAAUAGCCGGUCAAGUUUCAGUCGGGAUCUCAAACGAGAUCGAGCUACAAACGUCUACUAGAAAUGAAGACCACCAUGAGCUCAGUUUUCGAGUUCGGGACCGCGAAAUACCAAAAUCAUGUUCAAGGUGCGCGACUGUGGCUGCAAAACACCCCCGGAGGAUUCCAGGUUCACAAGGCUUACUUCAUCGUCCCUAUAUUCACUCGAUGCUUGCCAUAGCUGCGGUAUGCGUAUGCGUGUGUCUUUUCUUGCGUGGGGCCCCCGAUAUCGGCCUCGUUGCGCCUUUUAAGUGGGAAAAUUUGAACUUCGGUUCAAUGUAGAGAAAAGUAAGAAAAAGAAACGUGCCUACGAACGCACCAAAAAGAAUAAGUAGGUCGAGGUUAUGGUAGAGAGCGUAAUCUUUAACUUUUGGGAAGGUGAAUAAGCAAAACGGGAUCAUUGACCGGUGUAAAGUUGCUCGAGAUGAGAUGGGUCCUGCCCCUGCCGUCGUCGGUUUUUACGUUUAAGUUUGUGUUUAAAACCGAACGGAGACUUGAAACCAUCAGGAAGUAGAAAAUGGGCAGGUGGGUCGGUGGUGGUUUUUGUCGGGUUGAUGUUAUUGACCGCGGCUGACUUGUUACCAGUAGCGUCGUUCUUCAAGUAUGUAAGUUUACGAUAGCAGAUAGCGUUUGCAUUUCGUUUUUUUGUAUAUUGUUUUGGCAAGAUGGAAAGGAUGAUAUCUGUAAUCUUGUCUCUGUUUCUUGCUUAAUAGACUCGGUUUU